Molecule: messenger RNA, 1473 nt
Organism: Clupea harengus (Atlantic herring)
Lineage: Eukaryota; Metazoa; Chordata; Actinopteri; Clupeiformes; Clupeidae
Gene: galr1b
Product: galanin receptor 1b
Biological process (GO): G protein-coupled receptor signaling pathway
Cellular component (GO): plasma membrane
Molecular function (GO): G protein-coupled receptor activity
Source: RefSeq, a predicted model, not a curated record
CGGUUCGUUAAUACUGCUCAGUUCACUCGGGCGACGCAGCUUAGCCGUACACGUUUGAGCUUUGUCGGUAGACUUCAUAGUGCCUGCAGAGGUGGUAUGGUCAGCGCAGACUUUUCUUUCGCCUGCAAACGCAGACUUUGCAGACAAUGUCAGUAUUCUCGGAAGGUACUUGAAAUUACUCAGAUCGAUUAUAAAACGUCUUAUCAAUGGGCAAAUUAAUCCAUUCUGAAGACAGAAAAGUUGGAUCUAUUUUCCUUGGUAUUCUAUGGGAACUUUGAGUUCAUGAACAGAGCUGGAAAAAUGUCACUAUCUUCAAAUGAGACACAAUUUUGGACAUUGGAAGAGCCGGACAACCGAACAACAGGUGACCCUCUCGGCCCAGAAGUGGUAAUUGUGCCUGUCAUAUUUGGAUGUAUAUUUCUCUUAGGCAUUUUUGGCAACACAUUGGUGAUUAUAGUCAUUGGAAGAAUCAAGUCUAGGCGUUCUCGAAGUACGACGAACAUUUUUAUCUUAAAUCUCAGCAUAGCGGACUUGACUUUUUUAUUAUUUUGUGUCCCAUUUCAAGCAACAAUAUACAGCCUCCCAGAGUGGAUCUUCGGGGCUUUCUUCUGUAAAUUUGUUCACUAUUUCGUGAUGGUGAGCAUGUUCGUGAGCAUCUUUACCCUGGUGGCUAUGUCUAUUGAUAGGUACAUUGCUGUUGUCCACUCGAAGAAAUCGCCAUGCAUUCGCAAUAAAAGGAAUGCCCUCAUUGGAAUUUGUAUCAUUUGGUUGCUUUCUUUCAUCUUUGCAAUUCCGGUUGCCCAACACCAAAUACUUACCAAUCACCCUGAGGCUCCCAACAGUUCAUUUUGUUGGGAGAUAUGGACAGAAACUGUGGCGAAACAGACCUACAAAGUGACUAUUUUAGUAAUUGGGUAUCUGUUACCACUGUGUUUGAUCACAUGCUGUUAUACCAAGGUACUGUAUCAUCUACACAAAAAGAUGAAGAACAUGUCCAAAAAAUCUGAGCGUUCAAAGAGGAAGACUGCCCAAACCGUGCUCUUGGUGGUGACCGCCUUCCUCAUCUGCUGGAUGCCCCACCACAUCAUAGCCAUGUGGGUGGUGUUUGGAAGGUUCCCCCUGAACGACGCCUCCUUCGCCUUCCGCAUCAUCUCCCACUGCCUGGCCUAUGGCAAUUCCUGCGUAAACCCCAUCCUCUAUGCGUUCCUCUCGGAGAACUUCCGCAAAGCCUGCCAGCAAGUCUUCUCAUGCCAUUUCUUCUACCCACCGCCACCGGUGGAGAAGGUGGUGCGCAUCCGGUUGGAGAACUUCUCCACCACACACUCCACUACCAAUAUAUGAAGCAGCGAGACAGCUAUGUGAAAAGACAAAAGACUCCCAUGAGAAGUCUAGCUGCAGUGUUAGUUAUGGCUCUGACAGAGAAAUUAAUGACUUUCAACCCUCUCUAAAUUGCUAAUGUGAAGUAAGAAAAAG